This is a messenger RNA of Oryctolagus cuniculus (rabbit), 1056 nucleotides long. The record is from RefSeq and is a predicted model, not a curated record. Lineage: Eukaryota; Metazoa; Chordata; Mammalia; Lagomorpha; Leporidae.
AUGGAUAUUUUUAUCAAAAUUUCACAGAACAAUAAGGCUUUCUGUGGCUUCCCUGAAAAAGUCACACUGCCCCUGAAAAUCACUAUCAUAGACAAAUACAAGUGCACCUGUCUAAAUAGGGAGCACAGGAAGUGCUCAGUCCAAAUGUUUAGGCAAAUUGGAGCAGGCACCGAUGAGAACUGCCUCAUUGACAUAUUAGCUUCGAGAACCAAUGGAGAAAUUUUCCAGAUGCGGGAAGCCUACAGUUUGCAAUACAACAACAACCUCCAAGAGGACAUUCAGUCAGAGACCUCGGGACACUUCAGAGACACCCUCAUGAACCUGGUCCAGGCAACCAGACAGGAGGGCUACACGGACCCCGCCAUGGCCGCCCAGGACGCAAUGGUGCUGUGGGAGGCCUGCCAGCAGAAGACCGGGGCGCACAAAACCAUGCUCCAGAUGAUCCUGUGCAACAAGAGCUACCAGCAGCUGUGGCUGGUUUUCCAGGAAUUUCAAAAUAUCUCUGGGCAAGACAUAGUAGAUGCCAUCAAUGAUUGUUACGACGGAUACUUCCAGCAGCUGCUGGUUGCCAUUGUGCUCUGUGUUCGAGAUAAACCAGCCUACUUUGCUUAUCGACUGCACAGUGCCAUCCAUGACUUUGGUUUCCAUAAUAAAACCGUGAUCCGGAUCCUCAUUGCUAGAAGUGAAAUAGACUUGAUGACCAUAAGAACACGGUACAAAGAGAGAUAUGGGAAAUCCCUGUUUCAUGAUAUCAGACACUUUGCUUCAGGGCACUAUAAGAAGGCACUGCUGGCCAUCUGUGCUGGUGACAUGGAGGACUGCUGACACAGAGGGGAGGAUGGGGAGCGCCGGGCACUCUUCACAGACACAUCAGAGCACAGAGUGUGACACAUGCGUUGUCACUCACACCACCACCAAACUACAAGAUCAAAUUUUCUCUUCUGUCUGUAAAAUUAUUCCAAAAUCUAUGAAUGAAAAUCUAUGAUCAAGGAUUUGCACCUGUUAUUUGAUCAUCAAAGAAUUAAUUUGUAUAUGAUGGAAUAAUAACAAUAUUGC